AUGGAUUUUAUUGACGAUUUCAUAGAGGAAUACAAAGUGAAUCCGUGCUUAUGGAAAGCGGAUUCCGUGGACUUCAGAAACAGGAGCAAACGGCAGGAGGCUUACAUGAAGCUAAUAGAAGUGGCGACUAAGCAUGGAGAGAUGUACAAUGUGGAAAGAACAAAGCAAAAGAUAAACAAUCUGCGGUGUGCAUUUCGUCAUCAAUUAAGAAAAUGUAAUGAAAUUAAAAAGAAAGGCGAGAAAUUUGAGCCCUACUGUCCCAAGCGGCGAUAUUUUGAGUCGCUUAUGUUCCUAAAAGACGAAGAAAUUCCUGAUAAAAAGACAAAGCGUCACGAUAACCCCCCGCUGCAGCAACAAUAUUCCGAGAGCACUGUAACUUUAAUCCCGGCGGAAAACUGUGAAGAACUAUCCGAUGCCGAGAGUCUGCCAAAGCCACAAAAAGCGGAUAAUCAAAAGUUAUCACCCAAAAACUGUGCAACCGAAUAUUUAUUCGAAGAUGCAUCUGCUGCAUGCACUGCUGACCCUAUUAUCAGUAUUCAAACAGUCAAUGCCAACAACAACCAUCCAUCAGGAGCUACUAUCAAGGAGGUGGAAAUUGUCAUGACAUCGUCCGACAGCAGGGUUAUUUCGGAACGAAGAAAAUCCCUACCCGAUAUUCCCAAACAAAUAGAUUCCGAGCAGGCCAGGCCAGUCCAGGCCGCCAUCCAACAAAAACCGAACAAAAUAAGUCGAAAGCGCUCUUCUUCCCUAUCAUCUCAAGUAUCCGACGAUAAUGAAGUCGUGGCGCCCGCAGCCAAGUUUCGAGCGGAUAUAUCUACAAUAGACUUUGAGCGGUUGUUUUCGCUGGCGCUCAAGAGUGCCGACCACCAGCUCGACGAUCACUUCUCGAAUUUCGGAAAAAUUAUUGCCCACAAGCUGCGUUCCAUGGAAGCCACCCAAGCUAUAUAUGCGGAGAAAAUAAUCGCUGAUGUUCUCUAUCAGGGCCAGAUGAAAAUGCUCUCCACAUUGAGUAUACACCAGUUCUUGGGCGUAGAUAAUGCAACAGUUUAUGUUGAUAGUCACAGUAAAUAAUUAAUUGUCUUUAAAUGCAUAUAUAAAUUUAUAGAUUUUAUA
This is a messenger RNA of Drosophila persimilis, 1113 nucleotides long. RefSeq lists its product as uncharacterized. The transcript has a single exon. The coding region runs from base 1 to 1071 and encodes 356 amino acids. Lineage: Eukaryota; Metazoa; Arthropoda; Insecta; Diptera; Drosophilidae. The record is from RefSeq and is a predicted model, not a curated record.